Messenger RNA from Aspergillus brunneoviolaceus CBS 621.78, 2786 nucleotides. RefSeq names its product bifunctional aminoimidazole ribotide synthase/glycinamide ribotide synthase (gene ade1). The record is from RefSeq and is a predicted model, not a curated record. Lineage: Eukaryota; Fungi; Ascomycota; Eurotiomycetes; Eurotiales; Aspergillaceae. Gene Ontology annotation, cellular component: cytosol. The transcript has 4 exons. Gene Ontology annotation, biological process: adenine biosynthetic process; 'de novo' IMP biosynthetic process. The coding region runs from base 113 to 2563 and encodes 816 amino acids. Gene Ontology annotation, molecular function: phosphoribosylformylglycinamidine cyclo-ligase activity; ATP binding; metal ion binding.
CGUCAACUUCGUGGGCUGUUUGAAUUCAUCCCUUUCUUUUUUUUUUCCCGCGCAGGUCGCUUGCUAGGUUCACUCGAGCCCAUCGCGCCUCCCCCUCCCCCCUUCUCUCAUCAUGACUACCGAGCGGUUGCGCGUGCUCAUUGUCGGCAAUGGCGGUCGUGAACAUGCGCUGGCCUGGAAAUUGAGCCAGUCGCCUCGCGUCGACACCGUCUUCGUCGCUCCCGGAAACGGCGGUACCGGCAGCGGUGCCUCAGACAAGAUUCAGAACGCCAACGUCAAGGGCGAUGAUUACCCCGGACUAGUGGCCUUCGCCCAGCAGAACGGCGUGAACCUGGUGGUACCUGGUCCUGAGGCUCCCCUAGUGGACGGCAUCCAGGGUUAUUUCCAGGCCGUCGGUAUCCGAUGCUUUGGUCCCUCCAAGGCCGCUGCCCGCAUGGAGGGUUCCAAGACCUUCUCGAAGGAUUUCAUGAAGCGCCACAACAUUCCCACUGCCGCCUACGAGAACUUUUAUGAAUAUGAGCCCGCUCGCCAGUAUCUCGACUCCGUUUCCCACCAGGUCGUGAUCAAGGCCGACGGCCUGGCCGGUGGUAAGGGUGUCAUCAUCCCUACCACGAAGGAGGAAGCCCACCAGGCUCUUCGUGAGAUGAUGGUUGAGAACCAGUUUGGUAAGGCUGGCAGCGAGGUCGUUAUCGAGGAAUACCUGGAGGGGGAUGAACUCAGUGUUCUCACUUUCUCCGACGGCUACACCAUCCGUUCUCUUCCGGCUGCCCAGGAUCACAAGCGCAUCUUUGACGGGGACCAGGGCCCCAACACCGGUGGCAUGGGCUGCUACGCCCCGACCCCCAUUUCCUCCAAGGCCGUGCUGGAUGAGAUCGACCGCACCAUUGUGCAGCCAUCUGUUGACGGCAUGAGAAGAGACGGCUUCCCUUUCGUCGGCAUUCUCUUUACCGGUUUGAUGAUGACCAAGGACGGCCCCAAGGUCCUCGAGUACAAUGUUCGUGGUGGGGACCCCGAGACCCAGACCCUGCUGCCCCUGCUCAGCGAUGAUACCGAUUUGGCCGAGAUCAUGGUUGCCUGCACGGAACACUGGCUUGACGGUGUUUCCAUCAAGAUCAAGCCCAACUUCUCCACCACGGUCAUUGCCGUCGCUGGUGGCUACCCUGGCUCUUACGCCAAGGGCAAGAAGAUCACUCUUGACUCUCCCGCCGAAGGGACCCUCAUUUUCCACGCCGGCACCAACCUUGUCAACGGCGAGUUGCAGACCGCCGGUGGCCGUGUCAUUGCGUCCACCGCGACCGCUUCCAGCCUUGAAGAGGCUGUCCGCAAGAGCUAUGAGGGUAUCUCCACCAUUCACUUCGAGGACAUGUUCUACCGCAAGGACAUCGCCCAUCGGGCAUUCCGCCAGCGCGAUGCCGCUGCCGCCCAGAAGGAAUCACUCACCUACGCCGCUGCGGGUGUCUCCAUUGAUGCUGGCAACGACCUCGUCAACCAAAUCAAGAGCUCUGUCGCCAAGACCAAGCGUCCUGGUACUGACGCCGUGAUCGGUGGCUUUGGUGGCCUCUUCUCCCUCGCCGCCGCCAACUCCGCCUACGACCCCAACUCCCCGACCCUGAUCGGUGCCAUUGACGGUGUCGGUACCAAGCUCAAGAUCGCUCACGCGGCCGGUGUACACAACACCGUGGGUAUUGACCUUGUCGCCAUGAACGUCAACGACUUGGUUGUUCAGGGUGCGGAGCCCCUCUUCUUCCUCGACUGCUACUCCUGCGGUCACCUGGACGUGCCCACGGCCGCCGCCUUCGUCACAGGUGUCGCCGAUGGCUGUGUUCAGGCUGGCUGUGCCCUGAUUGGUGGUGAAACCGCCGAGAUGCCCGGUCUUUUCGUCGACAACACCUACGAUGCCGUUGGUGCCGCCGUCGGUGCCAUCAACACUACGGGCCCCAACGCCCGGCCUAUCCUUCCCGAGACCGCGGCUAUGAAGGCCGGUGACGUGCUGCUGGCUCUGGCCUCCUCUGGCCCUCACUCCAACGGCUACUCGCUGGUCCGCAAGGUCGUUGAACGCUCCGGCCUUAGCUACGAUGCCGCCGCUCCCUUCACCAUGCCCUCUGCCACCGGGCCCCAGACACUCGGCCAGGCCCUUCUCACUCCCACUCGUAUCUACGUGAAGCCCCUUCUCAAAGCCCUCUCUAUUCCCUCCGCCACCCCCACCGCUCCCAACUCUUCCGCCAUCAAGGGUCUUGCUCACAUUACCGGUGGCGGUCUGGUUGACAACGUUCCCCGUAUGUUGCCCUCAACCCUGACCGCACACAUCAACGUGGAGGGCUGGAAGCUGCCCUCGGUCUUCGCCUGGCUCAAGCAGACCGGAAACGUCGAGGCCAUUGAAAUGGCCCGCGCCUUCAACUGCGGUGUCGGUAUGGUUAUUGCCGUCGAGAAGGGCUCCGAGGCUGCCGUCAAAGACCUCCUCCAGAAGGAGGGUGAGACCGUCUAUGAGAUCGGAGAGCUCCAGGCCAGAAAAGAGGGCGAGGAGGGAUGUGUCCUCACUGGAUUGGAGAGCUGGGACGCUUAAACCUUAUCCUGAAAUGAUUUAUACCAAAUGCUGCAAUAAUUGGUUUUUCUUUUUUCCCUUUCUCCUAAAACUUGAAUGAAAAGUACUUCCUCGGGAUUAUGUUUAGAUGAGGGAGCGGUGUGAUUGAUGUUUAUUACGAUUUGUGCCACCAGAGCAUGGUUUGCCUGGUUUGUUUCUUGGAUGUAUUUAUGAUUUUAUUACAUAUACCUCCUCUCAAUGAGAG